Messenger RNA from Marmota flaviventris (yellow-bellied marmot), 2484 nucleotides. The record is from RefSeq and is a predicted model, not a curated record. NCBI's taxonomy places the organism in Eukaryota, Metazoa, Chordata, Mammalia, Rodentia, Sciuridae.
AUGAGCGGACUCCAGAGUGUCAACUGGCAAAAGUCUGCCAACCGGGAUGCACAUCACACGGAAAAAUUCUCCAGCCAAGAACUCAUCCUGCGCAGAGGCCAGCCCUUUGAGAUCGCAAUAGCCUGGAACCGAAAUAUUGCCCCUGAAGAACAUCUAGAUUUUGUGGUCUCCACAGGGCCUUCGUCCUCAGAGUCAGCCAAGACAAAGGCUACAUUUCCAAUCAGCACUGGGAGCGCUGGAGGAGGAUGGAAAGCUCAGCUCAAGAGCAAGGAGGGCAAUUUGCUGACGGUCAUCAUCUCCAGUCCCGUCUCUGCACCCAUAGGGUGGUACACAAUGAACAUUCAGGUCACCUCCUCCUCCUCGGAAGGGAUGUAUACCGCGAGCCUUGGAGUAUUCGUACUGCUCUUUAACCCCUGGAUGCAAGGGGAUGAUGUCUUUAUGAGUAACGAAGCCGAGAGACGAGAGUUUGUUGAGGAAGAUUCCGGCGCCAUCUUCGUAGGAAGCACAAAUCGAAUUAAUAUGGUUGGCUGGAAUUUUGGACAGUAUGAAGAAGACAUUCUGAAAAUCAGCCUCGCUGUGUUGGAUAAGAGUCUGAACUUCCGACGUGACGCUGCUACUGAUGUGGCCCGAAGAAAUGACCCUAAAUAUGUUACCCGGGUGCUGAGUGCCAUGAUCAAUGGCAACGAUGACUACGGUGUGCUUCUUGGGAAUUGGAGCGGCAAUUACGCCGGUGGCCGGGAUCCAAGGAACUGGAACGGCAGCGUGGAGAUCCUCAAGACAUGGGAAACUUCUGGCUUCAGGCCAGUCCAAUUUGGCCAAUGCUGGGUGUUUGCUGGGGUCCUCAACACAGUGAUGCGAUGCUUGGGGAUUCCCGCCCGCGUGGUCACCAACUUCAACUCGGCUCAUGACACAGACAAAAACCUCACCGUGGAUGUGUACUAUGACCCCAUGGGAAACCCCCUGCAGAAAGGCAGUGAUAGUGUAUGGAAUUUCCACGUCUGGAAUGAAGCCUGGUUUAUACGAAAUGACCUGGGCCCCAUAUUCAACGGAUGGCAGGUGUUGGAUUCUACCCCCCAGGAAAGGAGCCAAGGAGUGUACCAGUGCGGCCCAGCUUCGGUGAACGCAAUCAGAGAGGGUGAUGUGGACCUGAAUUUCGACAUGCCCUUCAUCUUUGCGGAAGUGAACGCUGACCGCAUCACCUGGAUCUAUAAUGCUUCCAAUGGCAGCCAGAAGCAGAACGGCGUGGACACUCGCAGCAUUGGCCAAUUCAUCAGCACCAAGGCGGUGGGCAGCUACUCUCGCAUGGAUGUCACGGAGAAGUACAAGUACCCAGAAGGUUCUGGUGAGGAACGACAAGUGCAACAACGGGCAAUGAAAAAACUGAAACCCAGUGCGUCCAUCAGGCCAACAUCGGCCGAGAGUGAGGAAGGAGAGGGGUCGUCGCCCAGCAUCUCUGGAAGGUUCAAGGUCAACGGUGUACUGGAAGUAGGCCAAGAAGUCAGCCUAGUCCUGCUGCUCAAAAACCAGAGCCAGGACAGAAAGACGGUGGCCGUGCACAUGACCGCCUGGACCAUCGUCUACAAUGGCACACUUGUCCACGAGGUGUGGAAGGACUCUGCCAUCAUAUCCCUGGAAUCCGAAGAAGAAGUGCAGCAUCCUGUGAAGAUCUCGUACGGUCAGUAUGAAAAGUACCUGAAGGCAGACAACAUGAUCCGGACCACAGCCAUAUGCAAGCUGGCCGAUGAGGACGAGGUGGUGGUGGAACGGGACCUCGUCCUGGACAACCCCGCGCUGAUCCUGGAGGUGCUGGAUCAGGCUCAGGUGCAGAAGCCUUUGAAUGUGCAGAUGAUCUUCUCCAACCCCCUGAACGAGCCGGUCAAGGACUGUGUGCUGAUGGUGGAGGGCAGUGGCCUGCUUCGGGGCAACCUCAAGAUCGACGUGCCAGCUCUGCGCCCCAAGGAGCAGUCCAAGGUCCGUUUUGAGAUCCUGCCUACCCGGAGUGGCACCAAGCAGCUGCUGGCUGACUUCUCCUGCAACAAGUUCCCCGCCAUCAAGGCCAUGCUGUCUAUCGAUGUGGCUGAGUAAAGGGCCCCGGCACCCUCCCUACAAACCUGGGUACCACGCAGCAGGGACGCUCACCCGUGGAGUGAGACCCCUGCCCAUGUUGCCCAGACUCCACCCUCGGAGGCUGCCGGACAUGAACUUCCAGCACAUCCCCCAUCAACUCCGGGCCAGGCCUUAAUCGCUGGCCUGUGACUUAAUCAUUUUUGCACAUUCCCAGCUGCUGCCCCCGCUGCAGCUUCCUGCUGUGAACCCCAUGACCCUGCUCACCCUUCAAGCAGGUCAGAGCACCGACCCAGGCACUCUCCAAAUGGAUACGGGGAGGAGCCAGUCUGGACUGCUUGGUGAUCCCCAGCGUGCAAUUGGGACACAUCUGCUCCGCCCUUGGGUCACCAUGGACGGCAGGGAAUGCUUAGCUGAUCU